GCCAUUUAUUAACUUUACUUGGAGAAAAAGGCAAGUCCAGUGACGCACCGACAGAAACUGAAGCCGCCGGCAAACGGCCACCUUCUUCGCUCCCAUCAAAGAUAGCCCUACCUCCUCUCUCUAUUCUCUAUCUGUUGUCUUUACCGAAACUCACUCUCACCCGGCGACAUUUCCCUUCGUUACCGACUGGAGCAUAAGCUGCUGUGUUCAACCUCCAAACUCCGUUUUUCAGCUUCGACGCGCAUUCCUCCACAAGUUCUUCUGUGACUGCUUCUCUUUAUCAACUGAAAUAUUUCCUUUCACUUCUAGAAACAGGGAAAUAUGCUCUGUUGACAAGUUCGUUCACCACUGUUGAGCACUAGAUAGUUUAAGUGAGGGUACACUUUUGAAGAAGGUCUGCUUGUUAGCUCAGUUUCUUUUACCAGUUAAGAAUUGAGCAGAUUGGUAAGUAAGAUGGAGGGAGAAAGUGGCCAAGAAAAUCCUUUACAGUUGAGAUCCCUCACUUUUGCCGGGAAUUCCAAUUAUGGCUCUUAUGGUUCUGGAGACGAUCAAAACCAGCUAUUUCCUAUGUCAGAUGGAGUGAUUGAAAGCCAGCCUGAUACUUUGUCAUUAUCUCAGUGGCUUCAUUGCUCAAAGACACCUUGCAGUUACGUUGAAUUUCUCACAGGAAAUUCCGGAUACCUUGAGAAUGCUCCAAUUGCAGAUUUAAUGGAGUCUGUUGCUCUGCCUGGUGGUGGCAUAGAUGCUGUUGAGAGGGUCUCUGAGGUCCAAAGAGGAUUGUUAAAUAAUGAUCUUGAGAAGGUUUUUGCUCCUAGAGAUAAUGAUUCUUCCUCUGACAUGGAUGCUUGGAAGUUAAAGCAAUGUACCUGUAUGCUCAAUAGCAACUUCCAUGAAGCCUCAGUAAGUUUUCUCAAGCUGCAAGAUGGAGGAUCAAUCUACUCAAAAUUUCAGACCUAUGCUCAGAAUCAGACUUUUGGGACACAAGAACCAAGUGGAAAUGAUUGUAAUUCCUUUCAUUUUCGUUCCAAGUAUGGAGUCCAAACAUCAGGUUUCCUGUCAAAGCCACGUAAUAGGAGGCCAAGACAAGGAACCUCUGCAACUGAUCGUCAACGCAGAUUGCGAAUUGCUGAUAAACUGAAAGCACUGCGAGGACUGCUUCAAAAUUCUGAGGGUAGCCAAACAUCUGUAGUUGAUGAUGUUAUUGGCCAUAUCAAGUUUCUGCAAUUACAGAUAAAGGAACUAAGUCGAAGUAGAUUGGGAGGGGAACCGACUUCUCAUCCUUUUAUUUUUCUGGAGGGAUAUGGUCACUAUAUUCUCCAUGAAAAGACAAUGAAUGGACCUCUUGAAGACUUGAUGGGAAAUCUGCUUGAGAUGAAUCCAUCUGAAGCAACCCAAUUGUUGGAGAGUAGAGGCCUCUACAUAAUGCCUAUAUCUUUUGCCGAAGGGUUCUGCCAAGCUGCGUAGAUAUCUUCCUGAUCUUAUUACAUAAACAUCUAACAAUUUGACUACUUCCUUUUCCAUGGCAUGAGGAGAAAUGCUGCUAAGCAAAAACUAUGCUCAGUUUGUUUUACAGUGAGAAUGAUUUAA
Carica papaya (papaya) is the source of this 1587-nucleotide messenger RNA. RefSeq names its product transcription factor. Gene Ontology annotation, molecular function: protein dimerization activity; RNA polymerase II cis-regulatory region sequence-specific DNA binding; DNA-binding transcription factor activity, RNA polymerase II-specific. The record is from RefSeq and is a predicted model, not a curated record. Gene Ontology annotation, biological process: regulation of transcription by RNA polymerase II. Lineage: Eukaryota; Viridiplantae; Streptophyta; Magnoliopsida; Brassicales; Caricaceae. Gene Ontology annotation, cellular component: nucleus.